Messenger RNA from Carica papaya (papaya), 2594 nucleotides. RefSeq names its product MAK16 protein-like protein. Gene Ontology annotation, biological process: maturation of 5.8S rRNA; maturation of LSU-rRNA. Lineage: Eukaryota; Viridiplantae; Streptophyta; Magnoliopsida; Brassicales; Caricaceae. Gene Ontology annotation, cellular component: nucleolus; preribosome, large subunit precursor. The record is from RefSeq and is a predicted model, not a curated record.
UUAUUAUGAAAAAAAAAAGGUGUAGAUUUUAAAGCUCUGUUCGUAAAGGAAGAUAUAACUUUAGGAAGGAGUUCCGGUUUUCUCUCUCUUGCUCGACCCUUCUUCGCCCGCCGCCCUGUCCUUGUCGUACUUACUCGUCAAAAUUAAAAUUCUUAAAAAGAUUUUCUUUUAAUAUUAUGUAUUUUCAUGUCUGAAUCAACUCCAAUUUGAUACUUAACAAUUUAUUCUCUCUCAUAAUUAUUUCCAAAGUAAUUUAUACAAGACAUAUAGUAAUCGAUAAAUAAAUGUGCCGACGACUUAUUUGAUGGAAAUUAAUUCCUUAAUUGGCGAGCUGAACUACUCUAGUUGCGUUGCUUGGUCGAGCUAAUGACUAAUUAAUUGGGUUACCCAAUUUUAUUAUCUUUAAGUUAAGAAGGGUCAUAAAUGAGCUCCAAGUAUAAACUAAACAUCCAUAUAAAAGAAAAUAGUGAUGCUGGUUAUCAUUGAAGACUGAGUCAAGGUUAAAUUUUGAUUAGUAUUUAAUUAAAGAGAUGUUACGAUAAAAUUUUUAUAUAAAAAGCAUAUCUUAUAUCUGAUAUGCACCGGGGUAUUUCAAUAUAAUUUUAUUAUGUGAUUAUUUUUUGUUUUAAUUUUUAAAAUUGGUUGUUCCGUUUGGUAUCAACAUUUUAGUGUUUGUUUAUGACACAAAUUUUUAUAAUUUAAAUUAUUAAAUUUUUUAUUUUUAUGUGGAUUUGGAACAUAUAAAUGGUGGAAGGAAGUUAGUAAAUUAGAGAAAUUUUAAAGAUAGGAUUAACAUUCAAAAUUUGAUACUAAACAAACUUUUUGUGCAAGCAUAAAUAUGUUGAAUGCUACUUCUUUUUAGACGUACAAAAGUCACCUUAGUAUGAUUUAAGAUGAAAUUAUAAUUUACUACUUUUUUCAAAAAAUAAAAAUAAAAAUAAAAAAAGAUAAAAAUUUGUUUAUUUUAAUUUUGCAGAUAAAUUUGAAACUAAAUACAAAAUUUUAGUUAUAAGAUUUUAAACAUUAAGUUAAUAAAACUAAACUGAAAUAGUAUAGAGAUUAUAAAAAAUAAAACCAAGCAAACUGCUAUACUUUGAAUAUGUUUAUGUUUUGGGUUUUAUUAUUUAAGUGUGUAAACAUUAAUAUUUGCUUAACCGAAGGCCGAAAUCGGUUGUUCCCUAACCACAGUGGCCCGGCCCAUCUAGCAGCUUACAGUGGCCUGUGAGCCUACUCAUCUAAGCAUUUGCAAUCCCUAGCCCCUUCGCCUCUUCUCCCCGUCGAGCGUUCACUCCCACAGCUCCUCUCCUCCUGUGUUUCGGUGCCUCCUUAGUAGCAGCUAUUCUUCCCUUCUGACCCAAAAACAGAAACUUCAUUUGACUUAUUUGGGAACUUGAUUCGAAGUGGCAGCAGGUUUGGUUUACGCCAAAACAUCUUCAGAAUCCAGUGUUUUUUUGCGGCUGCGGGCUUGCAGUUUUCUGUACUGCAAAUAUAUCCCGUAGUACUUAUAAUUAGCCUCGUUUUCAAUUUUCCCCUAUAAACCCUAGCUUAACCCUUGGGGGUCUCGUCCAACGAAGAAAUAGCUUUCAUUGGAAAAACAAGCGACAUAAUUUAUUGAUAGAAGAUGCAGCAGGACGAGGUUAUAUGGCAGGUUAUCAGGCACAACCAUUGCAGUUUCAUGGCCAAAAUUGCAACCGGGAAUUUCUGUAGAAAUCCAUAUAACGUUACUGGGAUUUGUAAUCGAAGCUCGUGCCCUCUUGCAAAUAGUCGCUAUGCCACCAUUCGGGACCAUGAUGGAGUCUUCUAUUUAUAUAUGAAAACUAUAGAAAGAGCUCACAAACCUAAUGAGUUGUGGGAGAGAGUUAAGCUGCCAAGAAACUAUGAAAAGGCACUUGAACUUAUUGACAAGCACCUGAUGUACUGGCCGAAGUUGUUAGUUCAUAAAACCAAGCAAAGGCUGACCAAAAUGACUCAGAUGCGAAUUCGCAUGAGAAAACUUGCUUUGAAAACGAGGGAAAAGAUAAUGACAACACCAAGGAAGGAGAAAAAGAGGGAGGCCAGGAGAGAGGAAAAAGCGGAAAAAGCAGCACUGUUGGAUAAGAGUAUUGAAAAAGAGUUGUUAGAACGCUUAAAGAAAGGAGUUUAUGGUGACAUAUACAAUUAUCCCGCUGAAAAAUACAAUGAGAUUUUAGAUAAGGAACUGCAGGUUGCUGAUGAUGUUGAAGAAUAUGAGGAGGAACCAGAAAUAGAAUAUGUUGAAGACUACGAGGAUCUUGAAGAGGAAGAUGACAUGGAAGAUUUUGGUGGUCUAGAAAUUAACGAACAUCGCAUGGGUGAUGACAGUGUUGACUCCGACGACGAGGAAGAGGCAGUUGCAGUUCACCGCAAGAGAGGAAGAGGAGAAUCUGGUGUGGCUUUAAGAAAGCUUGAGAAAGAGACACCUGGUGCAAAAUCAAAGAAGAAAGCAAGGGUACUUGUUGAGGUUGAGCGUGAAGAUGCUGAUGAAAGACAACAGGUUCACCAACUGGUUAAACACUGAUUAAAUGUUCUUGCGCGGUGCGGGCGGAUAUUCUUAUCCAAGUUCAAGGUUACUAAAA